AUGAAAACGCGCAGUUCUGUUCUGGUGGACUAUUCGGACCCGGGAGCUCUCUCGCUGGCCGACAUUCGCGGCGGCGGCGGUGGGCCCGCGGCCGGCGUUGCCGCUUCCGGUUCCGCCUCCGCCUCCGCCGCCGCGUCGAAACCCUCGGGGAAGGAGAAGAAGAAGGCCGAGAAGAAGAAGACGGUGGAGAAGGGAAGGCCGAAGAAGGCUACUCAGGCGGCUGCCGGCUCUUCGGCAACCGCCGCCGCCGCCGCCGCCGCUGCCGCUGGCAAGAAGAGCAAGGCAUCCUCCUCCGCCUCCGGCAAAGCUUCCUCCUCCCCUUCGCCAUCCUCCCGGGCUAAGAAAGCGGACCCGGCGGUGGCGGUGGCGGUGGCGGCGGCGGCGGCGGCAUCGAAGAAGGACGCCAAGAAGAGCGGUAAGGCUGCUGCUGCUACCGCUGACAAGAAGACGAAGAAGCCACCGGCAGCGUCGGCGGCGGGUACGAAGGGCGGCGGCGGCGGCGGCGGCGGCGGUACCAGCCGCGGAAAGGGCGCAAAAGCAGCAGCAGCAACUGCAACAGAGGCGACGACGAGAUCGAGAACCGUGUCCAGCCUGGAAGGUCCGGCGAUGGCAGAACCGCAAGCCUCCUCCUCCUCCUCCUCCUCCUCCUCCUCCUCCUCCCCGGCGGCAACAAAGGGCAAGGGCAAGGGGAAGGUGGCGCAGCAGAGGGGAGCGAGAGCAGCGUCGCCUGCGACAAAGACGGCUGCGGCGGCGGCACGCGGGACAAGCGGCAAGCGAAGGGCUUCUACUACAGCCAGCAGCAGUAAGGUCGCCUCCAGCCCGUCCGGCGACGAAGGCGACGGGCGGGAAGAGGAACAGGAGGAACAGGAUGACGUGCCCACCCCUCCCCAGUACGCCAACAAGGUGGCGCCGGCGCCGGGCGCCAGGGCUAAACGCGGCGCGUCUUCCCCUGCUGCUUCCGGGAAGGCAACUCCCGGGGAGACACCGUCCUCGAAGAGGAGACGGCAGACGAAAACCCCGUCGACCCCAGCCAGCGCUGUCGCGGCAGUGCGCCCCUCGCGCGCACGCAGCACCCCUGCGACCGCUACCUCUGCUGAUGUGUCCCCGGUUACCCCACACGCCACCGAGGCCCAAGAAACCUUCCUCUCCGAGCUGGAAGGCUUGCUCGGCGCCGCGGGGGCAACAACAGCAGCAACAGCCGGCGGCGGCGGCGGCGUUGGAGGGGGUUCCGCAGAUGGAGGCGGGGCGGCGGCGGGGGCGGGGGUGGGGAGCGAGGCGGAGUACUGGAAGGGCAUGUACGACGAGCUGGCGAGCUUGAGGCACACCAUGCCCGAGGAGCAGCUGGCCCUGUUCAAGGAGCACGCGGCGGAGCGGGAUCGCACGUCCGCCAGCUAUAUCGAGCAGCUCAGGAAAAAAAAUGGGGGGGCAGCGGAAAAACCUUCCCCCUCGGCGGCACCCGGGGCGGCAGCGGGAGCGGAGCCGGGAGCAGCGCCCGCGGCUGCGCCGGCGACUGUGGGAGCACCCUCGGCAGGGGUGGAGGAAGGGGAGUAUUGCUCUUUCUCCGAGUCGUACGUCCGCGGCCUGGAGGAGAAGCAGGUGUACCACCGCAAGAUCAUCCGGCUGUACCAGAACCUGAGCUCCCUCGCUAUCCACCCCAAGGAGAAAAAAAAAGGAUCGGGCGAUGCCGGAGGAGACGCGGGGAAGAGGGACCUGGACGUGAUUACGUGCACGGCCGUGAACCACGUCCACCGCCGUGCCGUGAGGUUUGACCUCAAGAUACCCCACGAGGAAGACGUGGGCGACUUCGCCUACCGCGCCACGGGGAACACCCACCUCUUGCCGGAGUACAUGCAGCACCCUCUGCUGUUUACCAAGAACCAAUGCCCGCUCUUCCUCACCAAGCUCCUCCAAAACCUGUUCCGAGCCUAG
Messenger RNA from Ectocarpus siliculosus, 1929 nucleotides. Lineage: Eukaryota; Phaeophyceae; Ectocarpales; Ectocarpaceae. The record is from the annotation of a GenBank genome assembly.